This is a messenger RNA of Lathyrus oleraceus (garden pea), 2529 nucleotides long. RefSeq lists its product as uncharacterized. Gene Ontology annotation, biological process: RNA polymerase III preinitiation complex assembly. The coding region runs from base 283 to 2280 and encodes 665 amino acids. NCBI's taxonomy places the organism in Eukaryota, Viridiplantae, Streptophyta, Magnoliopsida, Fabales, Fabaceae. Gene Ontology annotation, molecular function: TFIIIC-class transcription factor complex binding. The record is from RefSeq and is a predicted model, not a curated record. The transcript is spliced from 13 exons. Gene Ontology annotation, cellular component: transcription factor TFIIIB complex.
UCAGCAACUCCCUGAAAUAAAAAAAAACAUUGAAUGAGAAACAAGUUGGAAUUGAACUGAACUAGACUGACCGGGAAACACCAGGCACAACGAGUAAAGAACUCGUCCAUCUUUUCCAUUUCCCCAAAUUUCCGAUUUUCCUUCCACUUUCCGGCACCACCCGCGCGGUUACAAUUCCGUCGCGAUAACCGCCCCUGUCAAAGCCAACUGAGUCGCAUCGGUUAAUUCACAACACAUGCGUUGUUGCAUACAAGGGAGUAUCAAAACCUAAUUAACUCAUUCAUGGAGAAUCUUUUUGAUGAUAUUGCUCCUACUCCUACUACACGUGCUAGACCAGGUGCCAGGUUUGCGCCUAAGGCUAAACCGAAACAACCGCCUCGAAAGAAUGUGUCUGCAUCAAAAGAUGAGAACAAUGUGCAUGCUGCUUCAUCAACCACUCGCAAUGAAUCUGAAGGAAUUUCACCGAUUGAAUCUCAUAAUGCAGUUACUGUAGCUUUCUCAAUUGAAGAACCUAUCAAGUCUGGUCUCAGUAAUGAAAAUGAAUUGAAUAAUGUGGCUGCCCUAUCUACUAUCUCCUCAACCAUAGUUAGGAUGGAAGAACUGCCUAAAAAUGGGGAAGGUUCAUUUCUUGAUACGGACAAAAGUUUGCAAGUUAUUGAUAAUUCACUGGAAGUUAGCUUAAACGCGGGCUUCAAAAGUGCUUCAGGCGACAGUAACACCGCAAUACCUGAGAGUAACAUUCAUUCAAAUUUUGAGUUUGGAAAUGUGGGAGAGGUAUUGUCUGCCGAAAUUGAGUUGGAUCCUUUCAGCAAUGUCCUCCCUGAUCCUGGCACUGGGAAUGCUCGUAAGUUUCAACCCAAGGUUAAGCCACGACCUAGAGUCAACAACACACCACCUAUUGCUUCUGCUUCAUCUGAUGGAAAGAGUGGGCCGGAAUCACAGGAAGAUGCAGACUUGAAUCCUGACUGCCAAAUGAAUAAUGUCUAUGAUUAUCAAUCCAUGAAAUCCGGCACUGAUGCACCAUUUGGAAUUCCAAGGCAUGAAGAAUUGACAAACUCUGUAGGUAGUCCCACAUUGGCUUACUUUUUGCAGCAAGGCGGUACUGGAGAGAAAGAAGAUGCUAAUGAGACAAUAAAAUCUUCAAAGAAGCAUAAAAAAUCUUCUACUACUGGCGUGGAGAAUAAAGGUGCUAAAACCUCAAGGCAGACAAGAAAACAAGCAGCUCGUAAACCUGCUAAAAGCUCAUUGAAUAAGGCUAUUGAGGAUGAUGAUGUCCUCAACCCUCCUUAUGAUUUUGCUGGAGAUGAACUUGUAGAAAACAAUGAUGAGGACGAACUGGUUUGUUCACCCCAAAAGAAAAAAGCAUCAACAAAUUCGAAGAAGAAAUCUGUGGCUAAAAAUGGAAAACCAUCAAGAAAACGCAAGAAGGCUACUGAUGAUAUUGAAAACGUAACUGAAGAACCUCCUAAAAAGUUCCCGCAUUCAUCUCGGCGAAGAAAAAGAUGUGUGGACAAGGCUCUGCUGGAUGAUGAAUUUCUUGAUCAGCGAACAUUACCUAUUAGGGAUAUUAUUUUACUUGCUGAGUAUAAGGAGCGAUUGGCGAAAAAGGAGGCAGCGACUUCUAAAACAUCUUCCACCAAUCAAAGUGAUGGGGAUUUUCUUCACGAGGCUGAUGUUAAUAAUGAAGAAGAGUUUUUUGGUUCAGAUGAUGAAUAUAGAGACCCUGAUGAUGAUCAUCAGGUAAGUGAAAAGUUUACAUCAACUGCCCCCUUAUUGAAUUACCAGUCUUUCAUGGAGAAGGCACCUAGGGGAAAAUGGUCAAAGCAAGAUACUGAAAUGUUUUAUGAGGCUGUUAGGCAGUUUGGCACAGAUUUUUCUAUGAUACAACAACUUUUCCCUGAUAAAACGCGUCAUCAAGUUAAGUUGAAGUACAAGAAGGAAGAGCGGCAGCAUCCUUUACUGUUAUCUGAUGCUGUGAAUAAUCGUUCAAAAGAUCUUUCUUUUUUUAAAUUGGUGGUUGAGAGGCAGAAACAAAAUUCUAAUAAGGAAGAACAAGAUACCGCUGGAGAUGCCUCAGAUUUAAUGCUGGGGGAGGAGGCUGAGGACCUGACACUCGGAACUAAUGAAGAGGUUGCAACAACUAAGCAGGAGGAGGAACAGGAACAGGAUCACAUAGACAUUAGAGAUCAAGAGGAUUCUAUGGCAUAUCCAAUUGCAGAGCAAUCUGAUGAUAGUGAAGAUGACUUACAAAAAUGGUCUCAGUAUCAAAGUGCUAUUUAGAGUUAAAGAAUCAUAACAAACAAUUUUGAUCUCAUUUUUUAAAUUGAAGUUUAAGUGAUAUUUUAGUUUCUUUGUCAACUUCUAAAUUUUGUCCAGGAUAUUUAUUAUGUCUCUUUUAUAAGAUGAAUGUAUAAUAUUGAUUUAUGAGUUUGAUCAAAUUUUGUGGUUUAAACAAUUGUAUGGUGGGUAUAGCAGGAUUCAUAUCCGUUCUAUUUGCAGAAAUAAAUUUGUAAAAUCUACUUAUGACCA